This is a messenger RNA of Aphanomyces astaci, 1030 nucleotides long. RefSeq lists its product as hypothetical. The record is from RefSeq and is a predicted model, not a curated record. The transcript is spliced from 5 exons. Gene Ontology annotation, molecular function: phosphatidate phosphatase activity. Gene Ontology annotation, biological process: phospholipid metabolic process. The coding region runs from base 44 to 916 and encodes 290 amino acids. NCBI's taxonomy places the organism in Eukaryota, Oomycota, Saprolegniomycetes, Saprolegniales, Verrucalvaceae.
CAAGCUUGCCGGUCAGUUUUGGGUAACACUUCGUUUGCGUAAGAUGGCAGGCAUGACCCUCCAAGAGAAGCUGGUGGCCUUCCGUGUAUGGGAGCUUAUCACGAGUAUCGUGGUCAUUGGCGGCGUCUUUGCCAUCACUUCGUCGACGCUCUACCUCCGACCCAUUCCUCACGUCGCAAUUCAACUGAACGCCACCAACACCAUCUAUGCACGAGAUCCGAGCCUCGACCUAACAGAAGGCGUCGAACAAGUUCCGUUGUCGGUGGCCAUAGCCAUCUACUACGCGACACCGCUCCUCGUCCACGCGGCGUUCCAGUGGCACCGCUUCGUGAUGAACGACACCCGCGACUUUAUGCUGACGCUGGCCAUGUCCACGGCCGUAUGCCAGCUGCUGACUCACUUUGGCAAAGUGACGGCGGGUCGAUUCCGCCCCAGCUUCUACGACAUGUGUGACUGGGACACGUCCAUCGUGUGGGACGGCGUGGCAAAUCUGUGCCGCAAUCCAAAGGGCGAAGCGGAAGGCCGCAAGUCCUUUCCAUCCGGCCACGCCUCCGGCGCGUUCUCCACGCUCUUCCUCCUCACGCUGUACCUCUUGGGUCGAAGCAAACUUCUGGCGGGGUCGGCUCUUGCUACGCAGCGAGGAUUUUUGGCCAGCGUCAACUUCUUCCUCGCGCUCGUGCCAACGGUAGUUGCCAUGUGGAUCUCCAUCACCCGAUCCCAAGACAACUGGCAUCACUACUCGGACAUCCUGGCGGGAAGUGUGAUCGGCAUCUUGGCAUCCAUCCUUGCCUACUGUUUCAACUACGGCUCGUUGUUUGACUACAAGAGCGCGGGGAUGCCAUUGGAGACGCUGCGGGAUUUGAAAGAGGUGGACGUGCCAGCAUUCAACGACUUGCAAGACUCUGGGUUGCCCUGAGUUUGUGUAGUUAUGCCAUGCUGGAAAUAGUAAUAAUGGAUACUUCUAGUAUUUUACUAUUUUCAGAAUGAAAUGAUACAAACUGUUCAUAAAUAUAAUACAUUUGGUUUAAAU